AUGAAGCGGAUUUUCUUCAUUGUUUUAACCGUAGAAGUACUAAUAAAAGGUGAAGUUCUUGGUACACGUUGUGGCAGGACCAGGAGCUCGCAAGUCAGACCCAUCCCGAUUCAAGAAUCAUUAGUUUGUCACCGUUAUUAUGAAGCCCCCUUGGCGACGAUUACUACUUCCAACUACCAUAAUCCCAUUAGAGAUGAAAAAAGAUGUUUUUUUCGAAUUAAAGCUCCUCCAGGGCGAAGAAUUAAAGUGACUUUUAAUCAAUUUAAUUUACCAAGAGAUGACACCACAGGAACAUGCCUCAGUUACAUAGAAGUGACUAAUGUUUUUCGUAGACGUCAUAAGGAUAUUAAACCUGCUCCUCAGUUAUGUGGCAGCUCACUUCCUCCUGCAAUACAUUCCAUUGGUAAUAUUCUUCAGGUAAAAUUUUUCAGUCAAGGACUUGCAGCUGGUCAAGGUUUCUCUUUAACUUAUUCAACAGAAGAGAAGGGAAUUUGCGGAGGAAAUCUGCUUUUGCCCAGUGGAAGUAUUUCUACUCCAAUGUUUACCAGAAUGAGGGAUUCUUAUGUGGAUUGCAAAUGGUCUGUGUUUGGAGAUCGUCUGGAUAACAUCACGGUUGUGUUCAAAUUGCAUGUGCUAGAUGUCCCAGGUCUCAGGGCCAAAUAUUGUUCUCAAGGUGGAAUGUACGUUAAACCAGGAAGGGGCAGUGGUUCUAAGUUUUAUCGUGAAUUUGAAAUCUACUGUGGCAACUACACGUCACCAGUAAUAUUCACCUCACCUUUUCCUUCCACUAAUAUUCUUCUCUCUGGUUUCUUAGAUAAACCUUUUCGUGGUAUUCAUGGAACCUAUUACGUCAACAAUUGCGGUGGCAUAAUCAACGCACCCAGUGAUGUAAACAUUACUUCACCCGGGUAUCCAAACGGUUAUCCACCUAAUACUGACUGUCACUGGAUCAUACAGGCAGACUAUGGAGAACUAAUAACGCUAACGACAGUGGAUCUUCACCUGGAGAAUGAUUGCGAGGGGGACUACGUCUCGAUUUCCAGUGCCUAUGAUUUUCAUAUGCUGGGCAAGUUCUGUGGCGAUCAUAGACCAUAUCCAGUUACAUCGAGGCACCACGUUCUGUCUGUAAAAUUUCAUUCUGACGAGUCGGGAACUGCCCCCGGCUUUUGGAUGACAACAUCGAAGAUUCAAAGAG
Messenger RNA from Stegodyphus dumicola, 1195 nucleotides. RefSeq names its product cubilin-like. Lineage: Eukaryota; Metazoa; Arthropoda; Arachnida; Araneae; Eresidae. The record is from RefSeq and is a predicted model, not a curated record.